Molecule: messenger RNA, 2547 nt
Organism: Diuraphis noxia (Russian wheat aphid)
Lineage: Eukaryota; Metazoa; Arthropoda; Insecta; Hemiptera; Aphididae
Biological process (GO): regulation of transcription by RNA polymerase II; cell differentiation
Cellular component (GO): nucleus
Molecular function (GO): sequence-specific DNA binding; DNA-binding transcription factor activity, RNA polymerase II-specific
Source: RefSeq, a predicted model, not a curated record
CGAAUAAACGUGGGUCCGUGAUUCAUUAAUUGUCAUCCUGGCUUUUGUGAAACCCACACCUCCCGUCUCGUCACUGUCUGCUGGUGUAGUGAUUGCUGGAAGGACAUCAGCCAUCUCAGGUUCAGGUAUGCCUUUCAUGGACGAUGUGUUACUCUGGUGUCCAGAGGCCGAGACAAAAAUUGACGAUUUUACCGAAUGUCUUGGUAACGAAGUUUCCUGUCUCGGCGAACUACUCCAAUCGGAAAUAUCCAGCGAAUUAGACAACGCAUUAGACGGAGGAGGAGUKAGUGUCCAGGAUGGUGGUGAACAUUCUGGCGAUGAUGACAUUUUCAAGCAGCUAUCCGACUCGUCCGCGUUACUUGAACAGUUUUUCGAUUUUGUUAAUUGUGAUAUAAAGGAAGAAAAUAACAAUAAUGUCAUGUCAACGGGUAACAAAAACCAUGCUGCUGUUGCAUUACUUCAAGAGUUGCAACGCACAAAUGCUGGCAAGAAAUUCAACAUUACCACUGCAAAUCCUUUGCUUGCAGAAAAACUUUUGAAUCCUGUGUCUCAGUUAAAUCCAAGUUUAAACCAAAAUUCAGAUAUGUUCAUCAAUCAAAACAAGUACAUCAAGACAGAACCUUCAAUAAAUGAUACAGGUAAUGAAAAAGACGAAAACAUCGACUUCUUGGAUCACCUCCGGAUCGCCGGUAACGGUGGUAUAGGAAACCAGGGAGCAGCCGACCAUCUGCCUCCCAGACAACAGUUGUCAUUCGCCCUGCCGCACGGAUUCCAUCACGCUGGCUCUCUUCCACCUAGCCCGGCGGACUCUGGUGUAUCCGACGUGGACAGCAGCAGCAGCGGACACACGUCUACCGACACAGAGCUCAGGGCUCGGCUCCAACCGCACCAGUAUCACCACCAAGUCUCUUCUUGCGGCCGCCGUACUAGUCCUGAUCCGCAGAGCAAUGCGCAAUGUCACCAACAACAACAGCAGCAACAACAACAACAACAUCAACAACAACAACAACAACAGCAACAGCAACAACAACAACAGCAACAGGACUUGUUCUCCAGGAUAUAUGGAGUGAAUGCUCCGCCACCCGGCGCUUACCAUCAUCCUGGUCCUGCACCCCCGUCACCCAAACAUCCUCUUUUCAUGCGAAACAACCAUCCUUAUGGAGGCGGCGUUGCUGGCUACCACCCGUCGGCUGUCGGCGGCUACGGUCCGGCUGCCAGCCCCACAUCCGCUGGCCACUUCGCCAUGCCACCGUGCCCGCCUUCGGCCGCGCUCCCGGGCACCGGAACCGUGGUCGGUCGCGGUUCCGUCAUUCAGGCGGCCACGGCCAAUUGUUACCAGCCCAACGGCGCCGGGGCGGCUAACCUCAACGAUCUAUACUACAUGGACUUUGGCGCGCCCACCGCGACUGCAGCCAUGUACCACCAGAAGGUGGUCGGAAACAAGAGCGGCAGUAGCAAGAAACCUAAGAAGUAUGGCGCCGUCGGGCGRCCGUCUGCAGCCGGUUCCCCGGGAGCCGUCCAACAGCAGACCUGUCCGGCCACUGGACCUAAGAGGAAAAGCCGAGAAGGUUCCACGACUUACCUUUGGGAAUUUUUGCUGAAACUGUUGCAAAACUCCGACUAUUGCCCAAGAUUCAUCAAAUGGUUGAACCGGGAAAAGGGCGUUUUCAAGUUGGUCGACUCGAAAGCGGUGUCCAAGCUCUGGGGAGAGCACAAGAACAAACCAGACAUGAACUACGAGACGAUGGGACGUGCUCUCAGGUAUUACUACCAGAGGGGAAUUCUAGCCAAAGURGACGGCCAGAGGCUGGUGUACCAGUUUGUCGACGUUCCCAAAGACAUCGUAGAAAUCGAUUGUUCCGGCGCAUAAAGAUGUGCGUAAACCUGAAAACGACCAAAGACCUCGUGAUUAUAAUAUAUAUAUAUAUAUAGUCAUCCUCAUCAUCGCAGUUGCUAUAUAAUAAUUUAUUCUUUUCAUCUCGGAUGCAGAAUCGUCGUCGCCUGUCCGUCGUCAUAUUAUUAUUAUUGUUGUUUUUAUUAUUUUAUUAUUGAUAUGAUUACCAUUUCUGUAUGUAGGUAAGAUUCAACCUGCGUAUGACGUGUAAAACAUAUUGUACAUAAGAUGAAUGUAUGUGUGUACAUGUGUUAUUAUAUAUACUCGUAUAUAUUAUAUUAGUAUAUAGAAUACUGYACUAUCCGAGUUCAAACUCAUCUGCCGUGUAAAUAUCGCGCAAAAACUUGUGUUUCUUUUUUUUCAUAUUAUUAUAUUUUUUUUUCUCGUGAACGCAUGUGCCGCCACCGUCGUCACUGCUACCGUUUGAACAAUUUAUAAUAUUAUAAUAAUGUUUGUAUAAUAAUAUAUUUUGAUGUACUCCCUGCUGGCUGUGUGGCUGAUGUGUAGUUGCAACCGCCAUCUGUGUGCAUAUGUAUAUGUGUGUGUGUGUGUGUAAAGACUGACAAUAAUUAACCGAGAAGAUAUUAUGAUAUUAUAUACUAAAAAAAAAUAUAAUAUAUUUAAUGAUAUUAAGAAAAGUAAAAAAAAAAAUA